GGCCUGGUGAAAAAAGAACUUUAUCCUCUCAAGAUUAUUCACACCUUCAAAGCUCUCUCUUUAUAAAUAGUCUAGUAUUCAUUACCUUUCCUCUCAUUCUCACAAAGCAACCAUGGCCAUCUCUUAUGCUUGGCUGGUUUUCUGCUUUCUCUUUCUCCGCCAUGCUGUUGUUGAGCUUGAAGCUUCCCAUCAUGUUUACAGAAACCUUCAAGUUUCUUCAUCUCCUUCUGAACAUCAGCCUUAUAGAACUUCUUAUCACUUCCAACCCCCCCAAAACUGGAUCAAUGAUCCCAAUGGACCAAUGAUUUACAGGGGACUUUACCAUCUUUUCUACCAAUACAAUCCCAAAGGUGCAGUUUGGGGCAACAUUGUCUGGGCCCACUCUACAUCAACGGACUUGGUGAACUGGACCCCACAUGAGCCGGCCAUCUACCCAUCACAGCCGUCCGAUAUCAAUGGCUGCUGGUCUGGCUCCACCACAAUCCUCCCCUGGGGCACCCCAGUUAUUCUCUACACAGGAAUUGACCCCCAGAAUCGUCAGGUCCAAAAUUUGGCCAUUCCCAAAAACCUCUCUGAUCCAUACCUUAGGGAAUGGGUCAAGUCCCCCAAAAAUCCAUUGAUGGCACCCACUUCGGCUAACCAAAUCAAUUCAAGCUCCUUUAGGGACCCAACCUCUGCUUGGUUAGGCCCUGAUGGCACUUGGAGACUGAUCAUUGGAAGCAAAAGGCACACCAGGGGAUUAGCUAUUCUUUAUAGAAGUAAAGACUUCAUUCGUUGGGUUAAAUCCCAGCACCCACUUCACUCGGCAAAGGACACCGGAAUGUGGGAAUGCCCUGACUUUUUCCCGGUUAUGGUCAAUUCCAAACUAGGUGUUGACACAUCAAUCGUGGGUCCGGAUGUUAAACAUGUGCUCAAGGUGAGCUUGGACGACACCAAACACGAGUACUACACGAUUGGAAGUUAUAACCUUGGCAAGGAUAUCUACGUUCCGGACAAGGGGCAGGUGGACAGCGAUUCAGGGUUGAGAUAUGAUUAUGGAAAGUAUUAUGCUUCAAAAACUUUCUUUGACAGCGCAAAGAACAGAAGAAUUUUGUUGGGUUGGAUCAAUGAGUCUUCGAGUGUCGAUGAUGAUAUUAAGAAGGGAUGGUCUGGAGUUCACGCAAUUCCAAGGACACUUUGGCUGGAUACAUCCGGAAAACAAUUGGUACAAUGGCCCAUAAGAGAAAUUGAAAAGCUGCGUGGACACGUAGUCCACUUGCCUAAGCAAGUGCUUGAGGGAGGAUCAGCACUCGAAGUUUCUGGUGUCACAGCAGUGCAGGCUGAUGUUGAGGUUUCAUUCGGAAUAAGUGAGUUGGAGAAAGCAGAAGUGCUGAACCCAAGUUGGACAAAUCCACAAGUGCUGUGCAGCAAAAAGGGUGCAUCAGUUAAAGGGGGUUUGGGACCAUUUGGACUGCUAGUUUUGGCUUCAAAGGGCUUGCAAGAGUACACAGCAGUGUUCUUUAGAAUAUUCAAAGGCCAAGACAAAUAUGUGGUGUUAAUGUGCAGUGACCAAAGCAGGUCUUCCUUGAAUAAUGACAAUGAUAAGACAAAUUAUGGGGCUUUUCUGGAAGUGGACCCUUCACGCGAGAAGCUGUCACUCAGAAGUUUGAUUGAUCAUUCCAUUGUGGAGAGCUUUGGUGGAGAAGGAAAGGCUUGCAUCACGGCUAGAGUUUACCCCACAUUGGCAAUUGAUGAUAAGGCCCACUUGCACGUUUUCAAUAAUGGAACUGAGAAUGUCCAAUUCACAGUUAGUGCUUGGAGCAUGAAGAAAGCUCAUCUCAGUUAGGAGUUGAAACUUUGAAGUAGAUCUACCUACCUCCAGCUCCAAGAGAAAGUCAUGUGGAGGAGGAGAGCAAUAUAAUUUUAAACAAAUUUUAUUUUUUAAUAAUAAAAAUAAGAGGAAAUAUCGCUUUUAUUGAUUAUUAACUUCUUGCUCUGUACACUAUAUUUGAGAGAGAGAGAGAUAGAGAGAGAGAGAAGGGUAGAGACCAGAGGAGAGCUGUGCAUUGAGGGAUAUCUAUCUAAAGCUCCCAAAGGAUUCUAAUAAAUCAUUUAUAUCAUUUUGCUGUUAUAAGUUA
This is a messenger RNA of Juglans microcarpa x Juglans regia, 2117 nucleotides long. Its product is annotated as beta-fructofuranosidase, cell wall isozyme-like. The record is from RefSeq and is a predicted model, not a curated record. The transcript is spliced from 7 exons. The coding region runs from base 113 to 1825 and encodes 570 amino acids. Lineage: Eukaryota; Viridiplantae; Streptophyta; Magnoliopsida; Fagales; Juglandaceae. Gene Ontology annotation, molecular function: hydrolase activity, hydrolyzing O-glycosyl compounds. Gene Ontology annotation, biological process: carbohydrate metabolic process.